Molecule: messenger RNA, 1059 nt
Organism: Eimeria necatrix
Lineage: Eukaryota; Apicomplexa; Conoidasida; Eucoccidiorida; Eimeriidae
Exons: 3
Coding region: 1-1059 (352 amino acids)
Source: RefSeq, a predicted model, not a curated record
AUGGAAGGGAAUAGCCAAAGUAGCAGCACAAGCAGCAAGCCAGCAGCAGCAGCAGCAGCAGCAGAAGCAGCCGUAGCAGCAGCAGCAGCUCUAGCAGCUCCCACAACAGCAGCAGCAAGAGUUGCAGCGGAUGCCGUAGGAGGGAGAGCAGCAGUAGCAACAGCAGCAGCAGCAGCAACAGCAGCAGCAGCAGCAGCAGCAGAAGCAGUGGCAGCAGCAGCGCAGCAGCAGCACAGCAUGAGCGGUUUAGGGUUUGGGGCUGGGCUGCGUUUGUUGCUGGCUGCUGGCGAUUGCGAACAGCAGCAGCAAAAGCCGCAGCAGCAGCAGCAGCAGCAGCAGCAACACAGCGGACAGUUCGCAGCAGCAGCAGCUGCUGCUGCCGACGCAGCAGCUGCUGCAGCAACUGGAGCAGCCGCAGCAGCAACCACAGCAACUACUUGCAGCAGCAGCAGCAGCACUACAGCAGCAGGAGCAACAGCAAUUAGAGCAGCAGCAGCAGCAGCAGAAAUUAGACAAGCAGCAGCAGCAGCAGCAGCAGCAGCAGCAGCAGCAGCAGCAGGAAAUGAGUUUCGCAGUGUCUGGACUGCGGCGCUUUUGCUGCUUGAGGUCAGCAGAAGCAGGACCUCCUGCCCUCAGCAGCAGCAGCAGCAGCAGCAGCAGCAGCAGCGGCGCGGCCUACUCUACGCGCAGCAGCAGCUGCAGCGCCACUACCCUCAGUCGCAGCAGCCGCAGCAGCAGCUGCAGCGGCUGCAGCAGCAGCAGCUCCUGCCGCAGCAGCGAGAGCAGCAGCAGCAGCCUCGCGAGCAGCAGCAGCUCCUGCUGCUGCUGCAGCAGCGCCACGAGCAGCAGCGGCUCCCGCAGCAGCAGCAGCUCCUGCUGCUGCUGCAGCAGCGCCACGAGCAGCAGCGGCUCCCGCAGCAGCAGCAGCAGCAGCAGCGCCACGAGCAGCAGCGGCUCCCGCAGCAGCAGCAGCAGCAGCGCCAGGAGCAGCAGCGGCUCCCGCAGCAGCAGCAGCAGCAGCAGCAGCAGCAGCAGCAGCAGGCGAGGGUUUGUGGCUGA